GCGGCCGGCGCCGGGCGUGCUGGUCCACUCCUCUCCGUCAGUGCCGUGACGACAGCGCCGUUCGCUGCACGCAGCCCCACAUCAAACCCUACUAAUUAAAAUUUACGUUGACCCGCUGUCAAAAAGUCAACAAAACAAAUGCGGAGCUAAUUAACUCUAGCCGACUGCCAAGUUUUAAUAUAAUUUCGCCAAGUCGCGCGCGCGGAAGUGAUUUUGUUUGCCGCUCUUUUUGGACAAGUUUCAAGAUCAGAAACUUUUGGAUCUGAAAAUGUCUGCCACGUAAUUGUUUAGACGUAGGUACAGGCUGGGGAGAUUUCUUUUGUGUGCGUUGAGAAAUUGGUUCAGGAACAUAAGUGCUAGACAAAAAGUGAUAGAGUGCUUAUGGGACUACAUUUGAGAGACAGAAAACAGGUGGAAUGGAGGUAAUACCGUCAAACGGGAGCCGCAUUUUAGUGGCAUUUUUUGCGACCGUCUUCUGGGGAAUGGGUGUGCGAGGUCUCCACAACUUGGAGAUCAACGUCCCCAGCGCGGUGCUGGUCGGAGAGACUGUGACCUUGGAGUGUAGCUGGCAGCUGGAGGACGAGGAGGCGCUGUACAGCGUCAAGUGGUACAGGGGACGAGAGGAGUUCUACCGGUACAUCCCCAAGGAACUGCCUCAUACGAGAGUGUUCCCGCUGCCCGGCAUCGAAGUUGAUAUAUCUCGAUCGGGCGCCCGCCGCGUGGUGCUGCAGCAGGCCACGCCCGCCAUGGCCGGCCGCUUCCGAUGCGAGGUGUCGGCUGACGCGCCUACCUUCCAUACCGAGAUCCGCUCGGCACCUUUGGAAGUCGUUGAGCCGCCGGAGUGGGGUCCGAAGCUGGUAUCGGACCGGUCAUGGUAUGGUGUGGGCUCUCUUCUGCGAGCCACGUGUGCCUCUCCCCCAGCGUUCCCUCCGGCGAACCUCACCUUCGCUUUGAAUGGACAAGAGAUUGAGAUUACAUCAAUAGCAAACGAACUACCAAGCUGGUUCAAAUGGGACCCGCCGCCGAAGCCAGAAACAACGACAACGGAGCUGCCAGAAGACGAUUUGAAUUUCAAUAUAUUUCACGACGACAGUAACAUACAAUACUUGGACGAGUCUUAUAUAAAUUUGCAUAAAGAGGAGAUAAGACGGCCUCAGAAGGAGAGUCCGAAGUUAGUGUUCGAGAGGACAGGGCCGGACAACAGGUUGCCUAGUGUCGGGGUCGUGUCGUUCGUGGUCCGGACUGAGGCGUUCGAGCGCGGGGCGCUUAGGCUGACCUGCAUAGCAAGCAUUUAUAACUUGUAUGCGGCACGUGCUGAAUUAAUUUUCGAUAUGGAGCAACCCGAAGUUGCUUCAGUUUUAGGAGUUCGUAAUAGUGCUGUAGAUCCAUCAUCCUGUAGUUGGAGGAUAGCAAUAUCUCUGAUGCCAUUUUUGUACAACAUUCGGUAGUUUGAUUCAAUAUUUAUCUAUAAGUACAAAUAAUGUAAGUCCUGAUUUUUUUAAAAUACUUCUUCAUUUUGUACAAAGACAUCGAACAUAUCCAAACUUAAGAAUAUUGUUAAUGUGUUGUUGUCAUCGAAGUUCACUAUGCCAAUUUUUUUGUGCGAUUCUCUUUUGGUUCAUGUAAAUAGGUAUUUAUAGACUUUUCGCGACUUCUUUAUUUUUUCCUAAAUCAUUACAAAAUUAUACAUUACUCGUGUAUAAUUGCGUCAUGACUGUUUCCCAUGGGGGGAAAGCAAAGGUGUAUUUUUUUUUCAGAAUUCCUUGUGUUCAAGAUAACAAAAUAAAAAGUUAAAUCAAAGCUAAUAUACCACUGACAGAUGCUUAUUUUUAACUAUUACAUUGAUUACUGUAAGUUUAUGUACCACAUAGAGGGUCAAACAAAAAUUUGAUAUAGGUACACUUCAAUCGAUACAAGAAAAUACCUACAUACCUAGUAGAAGAACUUGUGCGUCUCAUUAUUGUCGUAGGUCGAACUGGCCAAAUUUUAGAUAAAA
This is a messenger RNA of Plodia interpunctella (Indianmeal moth), 1996 nucleotides long. RefSeq lists its product as uncharacterized. Bases 417 to 1448 code for a protein of 343 amino acids. The transcript has 7 exons. NCBI's taxonomy places the organism in Eukaryota, Metazoa, Arthropoda, Insecta, Lepidoptera, Pyralidae. The record is from RefSeq and is a predicted model, not a curated record.